UCCUCCCUUUCUCUCACUUUGUUCCCGUCAGAAACGUAGUCUUCUUUCGAUCAUGGCAAGUCACCUUCGCGUGUUCACUGCACUCUGCCUCCUCUCCACCUUCCUUUGCAUGGUGGGCUUCGCAAUCGCCGCUCCAAAUCUUGUCGUAGAAGGCCGCGUCUACUGCGACACUUGCCGCGCCGGCUUCGAGACGAAGGCCACCGAGUACAUCGAAGGUGCCAAGGUGAAGCUGGAGUGCAAGAACUACACGACGGGCGCGAGCACCUUGACCGCGGUGGCAGUGACGAACAACAAGGGAACCUACCAAAUCCCCGUGUCCGACGACCACCAAGAGGAAUCCUGCGCGGUGAUGCUGGUGUCGAGCCCUCGUAGCGACUGCUCCGAGAUCAGCGACGGGAGGAACCACGCGGCUGUUGUGCUCACCCACAAUGUUGGGAUCACCUCCAGCGUUCGCUACGCCAAUUCUUUGGGCUUCCUCAAGGACGUGCCUCUCGCCUCCUGCGGCCAAAUGCUCAUGCAAUAUGCCCUCGGCGUUGAUGACUAAACUCAUCUAAAUCUGCUGCUGCAGCCACACCUACGUUACUAUAUUUCCGCUUAUCGCUACCAUACUUUCUUUGCUUUCAUGUCUUUGAGCCUGCGAGAUGUUCUUGAUGAUUAGUUCUGCCUCAAGUUCAUCACUAGUGUCGGUCAAACUAUUAUUAUAUGUAUUUUGUGGCUGCAACGUGGUGAUCCUUUCCAUCCUGUCACAAUCUUUUGG
Messenger RNA from Musa acuminata subsp. malaccensis (wild Malaysian banana), 757 nucleotides. RefSeq names its product pollen-specific protein C13. NCBI's taxonomy places the organism in Eukaryota, Viridiplantae, Streptophyta, Magnoliopsida, Zingiberales, Musaceae. The record is from RefSeq and is a predicted model, not a curated record.